UAGAGUUACAAAGCUUGAGAAACGCACUGCAGAAGCAUGUGUGCUUUGACUGUGACAGACUUCCUGUGAUGCUGGAUAUUAUGUAGCUGUUGCAGCUCAUGUUUCCCAUCAUCUCAGCAGCUGUUUGCCAAAACAGGGAGAACGUUUACCUGAAGUCCAUUUGGCAAGUUUAAAGUUUCCUACAAUACAAACUUGUUCUAACAAACACCAGCUGCUCCAUAUUAAUGUGUCUGUGAUGCUGUAGAAAUUGAAACUUGGAAGAAGACAAUACCUACAUGCUGAAUGAUAUACAGACAGAAUCCAGAGACCACUUAUACUUCACUAAGAAGAAGUUCUAUUUAUAUCUCAAGUCCUAAACAAUUACAAGCAGAUUGAUGAUGCUGGUGAGCUAAUGUUAACAUCACACUUACAGAUGAUGUUAACAUUUACACAAGCAAAGCAAAGAGAAUGCCAUGGUAAAAUGAUAUCCCCCCUGAGUGUGUUUUCAGAGACAUGCCUUAAUAGUGCCUAAGAGCUGCUAUUAUGAUAGGUCUUAGAGCAAAUGUAAAAAAUGUAUGUAAUCAUGAAUGUGAGGUGUGUGGCAGUUUGUGUUCUCACACACGUGUUUUGCUUGCAGGCUCUCACUUAGAUCACUUUGUUCGUAAGAGCAACAGAGAAGAAUAUUCACUGGGUCAGAGAUGUCACUCAUGUCUGGAACAUCUUCACGACCAACAGAGAUGAAAUGGAGAGAAAAAGAGAAAAAAAAUGUUGGCGAGGGGAAAAUGCACAGGCCCUGAGAAUGCCAACAGUAAGAGUGUAAGCUGGCUGCUCGGCCGGGAUGGAGAUGUGGCGGUCAUCGUGAUCGGGGAGAUGGAUGAGCUGAGCUCCAAAUUCAUCUGCUCAGGAUUUGGAGAAAAGAAGGCGCCGAGUCUUCAGAGCAGCACUUACCUUCAAACUAUCUUGAAGAGCAGAAAAACCACAGAACUGGUCAGGACCGAGAGAGAGAACCUCCCUCCUAAAACACAACCUGGAAUCUCACUGAAUUUAACGGGGAAAUGUGAGGAGACAAGCACUUUACUCCCUCUGCCGGUGUCAGUGAGUGAGCAUUCAUCAUCUCCGGCGGCAGAAAAGCCCGAGUUGAAGUCAGCCGAUGCGACUGAGGAGAAGUCAGUUCCCCAGCCCUCAAUCUGCUCCAGGCCUCCCAUGAGAGUUAGCCCUGUCAACGUGAGACCAGCUUCUGCAAAUGCGGCACCAGGCUCUGUCAACACGAGACCCGGCCUCGCAAAUCUGAGGCUGGCCAGCGCCGCGCCAUACUCUUCCCCCAGCAGCACCGUCAAAAUAGACUCUGGAAAGACAGCCACCAAGAGUGGCCUGUGCUCACAGGAACCUCAGAAGCCCCAGGAAUCACAGGCUGGGAAUGAUAUUGGUGCAUCAGAAGUGUCUCGGAGGGCUGCCUCGGAGGAGGCCGGGUCAUCAGGGAGCGCACCAACCUGCGCAGGGCGUGGCCGGGUGGCUCAGCUGAUGAAAACCUUCAGCGCUGACAACCCCACAACCCCCACACAGACCCCCGCUCGCGGCAUAAAGCCCCCUCUCCCCACCAAGCCUAGCCACUUGCGUCUAACAACCACACCUUCUGUCAGGUAAUCCAUACAAACCAAUGCGCAGACGCCCACACCCAGUUUCAAGCAUCCACGUUGUUCAAAGAAAACCAAACGGGACAAUGUCAGGCAUCCAUUGUGAAGCAUCAGCCAGUAGGCUAAUGGGACGGGGAACUCUAAACAUGGCUCUCAGAAAUGGUAAUGCUCACAGUGUUGCUAUCACUCCCAAACUUUAGCAGUGGAAAUGCUUGAAUGUAAUGUUUCUUUUGUUUUUGGAUGCUGCAGUACUGUAAACACUCUUUGUGGGAAAGAAAUUCCAAAGCAAUUGAUUGCAAUUGAAUAUUUUUUUGUUAAACAAACAGUACUUUUACCUUUUAUGUAUUUGCCAGGGAAUUGAUGACUAUCACAUGUAUUAACUUUUCUGAUUCUUUCCACUUUGUGUAACGUGGAAAAAUACACCCUCGUUCUAACACAGUUUUUUUUUUGUCAAUUUCACAGAGCCUGUGCACACAAUAUUGUUUACUUACAAAUUCCAUUAUUUUCAUCUAUUAUGAGACAAUUUGCAUUAGCUCCUGUGCAGUGUUUUUCUUUUAAUUUUCAUCUUCUUGAACGAAAGAACGGGCAUGGGCAGGCAGAAUGGGGUGAAAUAAGGUACAGUAGGGCCCUCCUUCAUCUUGCUGUCUCCUCCCUGGGAAUAGUGUAGGUUUGUUUAUUUGUCACAGUGCAAUGUAUGUCUCCCACUGCCACCUGGCAGGAACCUCACUGCGACCUGUUGCGGACCAAUGACAGUGCCAAAUGCCUCAUCUGUCACUCCCAGUGGAUCAAAUCCUGGCAAGUUAGACAGUGGCUGCCAAAUAAUACAGCUCUGUUUUUGCUAUUCUCCAUUUUUUUUUCAGUUUUUUUUUUUUUUAGAUUUAUGCUUCUUUCUUUUUUUUUUUUUUACAUUUUCUAUAGGGAGAAAGAUGGUUUUUUUUGUAAUGGGAUAUUUAACGCUACUACAAUGCUCACUUGUAAAAUGAGAGGCAUCUUUAACCUUGAUGUCAAGUUUGUAUGGUGAAAUCAAAGAAACAAUA
This is a messenger RNA of Xiphias gladius (swordfish), 2650 nucleotides long. RefSeq lists its product as uncharacterized. NCBI's taxonomy places the organism in Eukaryota, Metazoa, Chordata, Actinopteri, Istiophoriformes, Xiphiidae. Gene Ontology annotation, cellular component: cytoplasm. The record is from RefSeq and is a predicted model, not a curated record. The coding region runs from base 745 to 1623 and encodes 292 amino acids. The transcript is spliced from 7 exons.